AUGAUCGAAGGAAUAAAUCCUGUAUGGCAAGCUUUGUUGGGAACUUUAUUUACAUGGGGAUUGACAGCACUGGGUUCUGGUCUUGUAUUUGUAUUCCAGAGUGGGCAGAGAAAGAUAUUAGAUGGUAGUCUUGGAUUUGCUGCUGGGGUAAUGACAGCAGCUUCAUACUGGUCAUUAUUAGCUCCAGCCAUAGAAACAGCUGAACAAUCUAAAUUAUAUGGUGAAGAUGGACAAUGGGCAUUUAUACCAGUAGCUGUAGGAUUUGCUUUGGGUGCUGUGUUUGUUUACGGGGCUGAUGUCUUGAUGCCUCAUUUGGGUGGAAGUAGCACAAACCUAGCACUAUCACUAGAUAAUGGUGGUAAAUUAAAUAAAGAUGGUGAUAUAUCGAAUAGUUUACAAUCUAUACAAGUUAACAGACCUUAUAAAAAUACCAGAGCAGCUCGGCAAAGAAAACCAGUGUCUGGUGGUGGUCUAAAUGUUAGUAACAAUUAUCAAGAUGAUAAUAAUAUAGAAGAUUAUAAUAAAUCUAGUGGUUAUUCAGCAAGUAGUUGGAAACGUAUUUUAUUGUUAAUAAUAGCUGUCACUAUACAUAACAUUCCAGAGGGUUUAGCUGUAGGAGUAGGUUUUGGUGCAGUGGGUAAAACUAAAAUAGCUACUUUUGAAAGUGCUAGAAAUUUAGCGAUAGGAAUUGGUAUUCAAAAUUUUCCUGAAGGUUUAGCUGUUAGUUUACCUUUAAGAGGUUCGGGCAUGUCCUUAUGGAAAUGUUUUUGGUAUGGUCAAUUAAGUGGAUUAGUAGAACCCAUAGCUGGUGUUCUUGGAGCAGCUGCUAUUGUAAUUGCUGAACCCAUCCUGCCAUAUGCUCUUGCCUUUGCAGCUGGUGCUAUGAUUUAUGUUGUUGUUGAUGAUAUCAUUCCUGAAGCACAAACAUGUGGAAAUGGUAAAUUAGCAUCAUGGGGUUGUAUAAUAGGCUUUAUUGUUAUGAUGUCAUUAGAUGUUGGUCUAGGUUGAUCAUUUCAACUGUUUCAGAUAUUCUCAGUAUUUAUGGUGCAAUGUGAUGAUCACAUGGAAUUUAAUGGUUGCCUUAUUACCUGCCAAUGGGAUAUAGUCGCCUAAAUAAUUGAUUUUAAGAAAUGAUAGAGCUAAAUUUCAGCUAUUCGUAUUGCUUUUCAGAAUGAUAUUCAAACAUAUGGUUCGCCUAAUGUUCAGCAACAAAAUAUUGACCACAUAUACUUUAGAGAGUAGUAACAUUAUAAAGAACCUGAAACAUGUUUCACACUGUGAGAUCUCCAGACAUUGCACAGCAUGAAAUUCUGAAUAACAACAUGUUUCAGGUUCUGAUUUAAUAUUUAUAAUCACUUAACAAUUGAUGUAUUGAGCACUAUUUUAACAGUGAAAAUAUUUUUUAAUUGUUCUUUAGAAAAUAAUAUAACUGCCAAGAUCUAAAAAAUAAAGUGUUUUUUUUUGUCGAAUUGUAGCAGAAUCAUGUGUCUGAUUUCAUUAUUUUUGAAAAGUGAUACAAAUACCUCAUUGAGGAUUUCAUCAAUAUCAUUUCUUUUAAAAUGAAAGGCAAAAAUAUAUCAUUGUCAUAUUUUGUAGAAAGUUUUAUUUUAUAUCUACCUUUAAAUGUUUGUUGGACCAAUUUUCCUAUUGAACUGUCUAAUAUUUCU
Messenger RNA from Lottia gigantea (owl limpet), 1667 nucleotides. RefSeq lists its product as hypothetical. Gene Ontology annotation, cellular component: membrane. Bases 1 to 1008 code for a protein of 335 amino acids. Gene Ontology annotation, biological process: zinc ion transmembrane transport. Gene Ontology annotation, molecular function: zinc ion transmembrane transporter activity. Lineage: Eukaryota; Metazoa; Mollusca; Gastropoda; Lottiidae. The record is from RefSeq and is a predicted model, not a curated record. The transcript has 10 exons.